AGCAAAUGAGAUGGCAAGUAAAAAUCGAGCUGAAUAAUAUUUGUUAUCGCCAACAAACAAGGAUGAUGAGUUAGCAUACGGGAAGAAGAAGGCGAAGAUGGCCCAAUUUCCUGCUCUACUCGCACGGCAACAACGCUCCCCAUCAUCUGUUUCAUCAGCAGCAGCAAAGACCAAAACAAAGUACUCUUAAGCUCACCACCACCAAACCAACACCAAGAACCACGUAUAACAAGUUCAACGUUAUUAUUAUUAUUAUUAAUUCUUCUCGCAUAUCCUCUCAUGAUAAGAUAAGUUAGGUAACCCCACUGCUGACACCCCCUGGUCUCCUCUUCUUCCAGCCAACUAAUUUUAUAACCACCACCACCAGCAGUUUUGUUGUUAUUGGGCAGUAAAGUGGCCACCUUAAAAAACGGACGACGUACUUAAUGUUAAGCUUCAGUUUAUUUAUUUGUGCUGGGUAGUUAACCUCAAAUAUAAUUAUUUUGAUGUGGGUGCAGUUUUAUACGAGUUCUGAACAAUUGUGUGAGGUGUAGUAAAUGCGUGCAAUGAGCUGUGUGGUUUAGCUGCAGAUGAUACAAUACUCUUUGGUUUUUAACUACGUCGCAGUAUAAAUAAACGUUAAGGAUUUAUAUUGUUAUAUUAGUUGGCUUAUCCAUUAUUUUGCCCUCAGUCAGCUGCUGGAGAGGGAAGGAUCGUUAGUAAAUCUUGAAUUGUUAAAGUAUCAAAAAACUCUACCUAUCACGCAAAUCGUAUUAUUAGUAGGAUUCUUUAUUAUUAUUACGCGUUCCUUUGUGUCAGAGAUUUCCACUGAAAUUGUUUCAAGAGAAAACUUUGCAUGUGGAUUUCUCGAUUUAAUGUACAAUAUAUAAUUAACUGUAAGAAAUAUCGAGAGCCAGAAACGUAUAUUAAAUUGUAAUUUGACGUUUAUCAAUUUUCUUUAAUUAUACAUUGAGCAAUAACAUUGUGAUUGGUGCUAAAAGUAUAUAUUAUAUAUAUAAUACAAGCAAAUAAGUAGUAUAAAUUUAGUAAGUUAGUUAGUUAGUUGUGGGGAACAUUUUUGGUGCUGUUGGGGAUCUUGGAAAUUUGGGAAAGUAAUAAAAGGGGUAAAAAUGUCGGCGGACAGUUUGCGAAAGGGUGUUAUCAUCACGAACACGAAGGUGCCUGGGCACACGGUGAGGCCUCAGCCCGUGAGUGAGAAGACCUUCAUGGAAAGUGUGGCUGGGCUUAUCAACGAAGUCGGACUUACUCCCCAGCCAUAUGGUCAUGCGGAGGACGCCGAGAACAUGGUCACCUGGGCAAAGUUUGAAGUUCUCAAGGUAUCGGAUUUGAAAGGUCUUCAUGGUGGACAAUGGAAAUCGGACAACCUUCAGCGCCAAGUGCCCCCUCUCCUCCUCGCGGUUGGGUAUCCGAGUGGGGUUCAAAUAUGGACAAUCAACGUGACUGGAGAGGCGAACGAGAUCUUAUCAUGGAAACGACCCCAACUAAAGCAGUUUCAACUCCUUCCCACCCCGAAGAAUGAAGAGAGAGAUCAUCACAAGAAUUCCAGGCCGAUAGCUGCAAUUUGCGAAGGAUCCAACUACCUCACCUUUUUCUCACUCAAAACCGGAGAGUCGAUAAAGAGUUCCAAGUUUAUUCAGUGUGUGCUGGACAUUGUGGUCAACCCGGUUGCAAUUGCGGUGUCAUUCCUUGACAAGAUCAUCAUAGUGGAUCCCUACACGCUGGACACGAAGGUUACCAUCUCACAGUUAGGAACAGUCCCCACUGCUCCCACGCAUAACCCCAUGUCACUAGGACCCACCUGGUUGGCUUACACGGAUCGACGACUAUUCCCCCGCUAUCAAUCCGGCGGAGGAAUGGAAAUGUCGGGAAGUUUGUCGUACACUGCAUCCAUGCUUUACGCAGCAAAGAGCUUGACCAAAGGUUUGAAAGGGUUGGGAGAAACUGUUGCGAGCAGCAUUACGGGAAAUCGACCUGCUGGACGGAACGAGAACGUGGCCCCAGAACCAGGAAUUGUGACCAUUAUUAAUUUAACAGAGUUGAAAUCUGGAGAGUUUUGUUUGAGUGAUACGUCAACAGGCAACUCGGCAAUGCAUGCUCCAGUUAUUGCUCACUUUAUUGCACAUCGACAAAGUCCUGUAACCUCUUUGAGCUUUGAUCCCUCAGGAAUGCUCCUUGUGACAGCGGAUAAGCAAGGCCAUGACUUUAACGUCUUUCGAAUUCACCCUCACCCACUAAGCUCAGCGCUUGGGAGUGUUCAACACUUGUACAUUCUCCACCGAGGGGACACAGUGGCAAAAGUUCAAAAUAUUUCCUUCGCACCAGACUCCAGGUGGGUGGCUGUGAGCACGCUUCGUGGGACUACACAUGUCUUUCCAAUCACUCCCUACGGUGGUCCCAUCAGUGCUCGCACUCACAACUCUCAUAAGGUCGUGAAUCGGCUGAGCAGAUUCCACAGGACCGCGGGUCUAGACGAUGCUGGAACGUCGGGACGACACAGCCCAGUUCCAGUUACUACCUUUGGAAGCAACCCAUCUUCGACAACCGUGGUCACCGCAAUUAAGACCACCGAGUUGUCACAAUCCACAAAUUCAUUCUCACCCCCAACCAACCUGGCUCAUCCCAUAACGAUUCCCCCCAUGGCACAGUUACGACAAGACACCUCCGGCCUGACUUCCACCUCCUCACCAAGAUCUUCUCCUCCAGUGUCAAAGGCAAAAACUUUUCUUCAGGAGGAACGGUCCAUCGUGGUUUCAACAUUCGCAGAGGCAAGAAGUCAACCACUCUUCAACCCAGCAGUCGUUCCGGGAUGUGAUAAACGGAAAAAGUCUGCUGUUGAUUCUCUAUUUGUGAUGACGUGUUUUGGCAACAUGAUUGAAUAUUUGUUGGAUCCCAAACCCUGCAUAGAUGCCCUUCAACGUAAUAGCUCACAUGGGAAAAUUUCCGAUGAUACGCCCAUUGAGUUGACCGUUCAUGCCAAAGCUCAGUGGAAGCUGAACAAACCAUCCUUCAUUAAAGAGCUUCAGCCCCCGCUUCAGGCGAAUAACAUGCUGAUUGUCAUGAAAUCUGCGUCGGAUCCUCAUCUAUCUGGCAAAAGUAUUCCCAAGGAUGAAAAUAUCGAUGAGCGUUGGUUGUCUCAGGUUGAAAUUACUACUCAUCAUGGUCCACAUCGACGUCUCUGGAUGGGACCUCAAUUUACCUUUAAGGUUUUUAACCCCUCAUUACUUCCUGGCAUGACGAAUAAAACAGGUGUCCAUGAUAUUGAAACGGUAGAAGUCAAUGUUACGAAUCGGCCAGCUAGAUCUAACCCUGUAAAUAUGCCCGUGUACUCAUCUUUACUGCCAUUCGUUAUUGAAGAUAGCUCAGGAAGUAGUUUAGAGCAGUCUCCUCGCCUUGUUGAUCCCUACUGUCAGUCCGAUGCAGUGGUUGUGAACAAUGAUUCCCACAUUAAAGAAAAUAUUGCCGAAGCAAUGAUGGAAAAUGCAAACCUGAAUUCACGUGAAAGCGGAGGCUGUCAAAGUCAAGGCGGGUUGGUUGGGAGUUGUGACGACCUCAGUUCAGGAAGUAGUAUUGAUUCUUCGAGUCAAACCUCUGGUGACGCUCCAUUAGCAUCUUCAUUCUGUAUAGAUGCUGGAUUUCCAUUUCCUGAUUAAGAGUGAUAACUUUACCUAUUACUUUGUUUUUAGUUUAAUCGAUUUCUAAGAUUUAAUUAAUCUAUUUUAUCAUGCGCAAACAUGUCAGCCGCAGUCCUUACUUUCGGUCAAAGUAAUAAUGUGAAUUGCAAUGUAUAUCUACAUUACCAAUUCUGUUUUAGCAAAAAUAAGUCAUGAAAAAUACAGCAAUGAAACAGUAAACCGUU
This is a messenger RNA of Folsomia candida, 3856 nucleotides long. RefSeq names its product breast carcinoma-amplified sequence 3 homolog. Gene Ontology annotation, molecular function: protein binding. The transcript has 7 exons. NCBI's taxonomy places the organism in Eukaryota, Metazoa, Arthropoda, Collembola, Entomobryomorpha, Isotomidae. The record is from RefSeq and is a predicted model, not a curated record. Gene Ontology annotation, cellular component: cytoplasm. Bases 1110 to 3650 code for a protein of 846 amino acids. Gene Ontology annotation, biological process: autophagy; response to starvation.